CCCCAGAUUCGCAGCCAUUUCCAAAGGAAAGCACCCCUCUCUCCGAUCUCGAUCUCUCUCUCUGUUCUCCGUCCCUUCACUCUUCAAACUCAAAGUUCAGUCAUUCCUCAACGUCAAGUCGCAGCACAAAGAUUCACCCGAAAGGCUCUCCUCUACUUCCCAUUGGUCCCUUGUUCUAUCUUCCAUAAUUACCCAUUAUAAAUUAGAAGGUAAAAAACAGACGUCUCCUUCUUGUACUCUGCAACGACACUCAAUACUGAUUUCCAACAAUACUACAAGCCUGUUCUCGCUAGGGUUUUUUACCUUUCCUUCCUUCCUUGAAUGGCAUUCUCUUAAUCGAUGGCGGUGAGUUCAGGACGCCUCUCGGCUCACUUCGAUUUCAAGCUCGGAAGAGGGCGCCGACUCUUCGGAGACGGUUUUCCACCGACGCGUAUUCUAGGCUUGGAUUUGGGUAAGCGUUGGAGCAGAAGGGCGCGUGACCGAGUCUUAAUAGUGGGUCGAAUCGGCUGCUGCUGCUCCGACCCCGUGGUCCCCACCCGAAGAACGACCGGGUCCGGAAAUCGCGUGGAGAAGACCGAGGAAUGGCGCCUCGAUCCCAAGAAAAUCCCUCACAGAGUCCGUACCCAAGCCUCCCCUGCAGUUCCCUUCGCCUCUUCUCAAUGGCACACAGUUUCAAAACAAGAAAAAAAGUUUUAUCCUCGCUGUACACCGGGAAAUUCCGGCCCUCAAUCCCGUGACACUCCUCCAAAAAGAGACACCGGCAUUGCAAAUGAGGAGGACUGGGGCAUUAGCUUACUGAAUGAGAAUGUUAAUGAGUCGGGCACUAAUGAAGAUGGAAGUACAUGGUAUCGGGAAAGCGGGGAAGACUUGGGUUCUAAUGGGUACAGAUGUAGGUGGACAAGGAUGGGUGGUCAAUCAUACGAUGGUUCCUCGGAAUGGAAAGAAACGUGGUGGGAGAAAAGUGACUGGAGCGGAUACAAAGAGCUAGGUGUGGAAAAAUCUGGUAGAAAUGCCGAAGGGGAUUCAUGGUGGGAAACAUGGCAGGAAAAUCUUCAUCAAGAUGAAUGGAGCAAUCUUGCAAGGAUAGAGAGGAGUGCACAGAAACAAGCAAAAUCUGGCACCGAAAAUGCUGGAUGGUAUGAGAAGUGGUGGGAGAAAUAUGAUGCUAAAGGCUGGACUGAGAAAGGGGCACAUAAAUACGGUAGGCUGAAUGAACAAUCAUGGUGGGAGAAGUGGGGAGAGCAUUACGAAGGAACAGGAUCUGUUCUCAAAUGGACAGAUAAAUGGGCUGAGACUGAACUCGGUACCAAAUGGGGAGACAAGUGGGAAGAGAAGUUCUUUACUGGAAUAGGUUCACGGCAAGGGGAGACAUGGCAUGUAUCUCCCAGUGGUGAACGUUGGUCAAGAACGUGGGGGGAAGAACACUUCGGAAAUGGUAAAGUGCAUAAAUACGGGAAGAGCACAACAGGUGAAAGCUGGGAUAUUGUCGUGGACGAGGAAACUUAUUAUGAGGCUGAACCUCAUUACGGUUGGGCGGAUGUUGUGGGUGACUCGACUCAGUUACUUUCAAUUAAACCUCGGGAGCGGCCACCUGGUGUCUACCCAAAUCUAGACUUUGGGUCAUCUCCACCGCCCCCACCUGAUGACACACCAGAAGAGUCUCCUCCUUCGCAAUGAAGAGAUGAUUUUUGAACUCGUAACUUAAUUAGGUGGUUUAGAUUGGUUGAACCUCUUAUAGCAGAAUAUUGUGAAUUUAUCUUUCAAUUAAUUCAUUCUUUUGAUUGUUAAUGCUUCCAUGUAUUCAAUGUCAUGCCCUGGUUACGUUUUGGACAAAAUUUCUUUGCUUGGGAUUACACCAUAGUAAGAAAGAUACAUUCUUAUUUGGUUUCAA
Molecule: messenger RNA, 1891 nt
Organism: Carya illinoinensis
Lineage: Eukaryota; Viridiplantae; Streptophyta; Magnoliopsida; Fagales; Juglandaceae
Exons: 11
Coding region: 340-1677 (445 amino acids)
Biological process (GO): regulation of starch metabolic process; starch metabolic process
Cellular component (GO): chloroplast stroma; starch grain
Molecular function (GO): starch binding
Source: RefSeq, a predicted model, not a curated record